CGUCGAUUGUCUACAGGAUUUGCAUAUCAAGAUGGCGGUGUUCAUAAAGUUAGUGGUUGUAUCAAGAUGUUAAUGACUAAUAAAUGUAACAGUAAAAUAAGUAUUAUGUACAUUGUGUGUUUUAAUGUACAUGUAUUGUAACAGAUGGACUAUUACCAACAAAUUUUAUUCUAUAAUACAGCUUUUACACAAGUGUAAAUGAUUAAACAUGAAGGCAUGUUGGAAGAAAGAAAAGCCUCCAGAAAUUGAAAGAAGAAUUAAAUCUAAUGAUCCAGAGCACAAUGCUCAAUAUGAAUAUGCAAAUAAUUUCAUCAGUACAUCCAAAUAUAAUAUCUUUACAUUUCUACCAAAGAAUUUAUUUGAACAGUUUCAGCGUUUGGCCAACGCCUAUUUCUUAGGUUUACUUAUAUUACAGUUGCUGCCAGUUAUAUCUUCUUUGACUCCGCUUACUACCGUCAUCCCCCUUGUUGCUGUACUGCUCGUAACCGCCAUAAAGGAUGCGGUGGAUGAUUUUCAAAGACAUAAAAAUGAUGACAUUGUUAAUAAUAGACUGUCAUAUGUAUUACGGGACGGUAAACUUAUUGAAGAACGAUGGCAUAAAGUAAUGGUUGGUGACAUCAUUAAACUAAAUAAUAAUGAUUUUGUAGCUGCUGAUCUGUUAUUACUGUCUGCCAGUGAACCAAACAGUUUAUGUUAUAUAGAAACUGCAGAAUUAGAUGGAGAAACAAAUUUGAAAGUAAAACAGGCUAUAGAUGAAACAGCUCAAUUGGAAGAUAAUCAUGAUCUUAUGAGCGAGUUUUCUGCUGAACUUUUAUGUGAACCACCAAACAAUAGAUUGAGUAAAUUUGAUGGAAAAUUGACAUAUAAUAGGAAGGAGUAUUCCUUAGACAAUGAGAAAGUAUUGUUAAGAGGAUGUAUUUUACGUAACACUGCUUGGUGUUAUGGAUUGGUUAUAUUCGCGGGACGAGAUACCAAAUUAAUGAUGAAUAGUGGUAAAACAAAGUUUAAGAGAACACAUAUAGAUCGUCUUAUGAAUCUGCUUAUUAUUGGUAUUUUCUUAUUUCUGGUGACCAUGUGCCUGAUCUGUACAGUAGCUUGUGGAGUUUGGGAAUCGUUUAUUGGUUAUGAUUUUCAAGCUUAUCUACCAUGGGAAUCAUUUGUUCCUACAUCUAAAGAAACAGGGUCGGCUACUAUUGCAGUAUUAGUCUUUCUGUCCUAUAUUAUUAUUCUGAAUACAGUUGUGCCUAUAUCACUCUAUGUGAGUGUUGAAAUAAUCCGUCUAGUAAACAGUCUGUGGAUAAACUGGGAUGUCAAAUUAUAUUAUGAUAAAAAAGACACACCAGCUAAAGCUCGAACCACUACAUUAAAUGAAGAAUUAGGUCAGAUAGAAUAUAUAUUUUCUGAUAAAACAGGCACCUUAACACAAAAUAUAAUGACAUUUAAUAAAUGUUCAAUCAAUGGUAAAUCUUAUGGUGAUCCAAUAGAUGAAUUAGGCAAUAUGUUGGAAAUAUCUGAGAGAACUCCCAAAGUUGAUUUUAGUGACAAUUCCUACGCAGAACCAACUUUUGACUUUUAUGAUAAACGUCUUUUAGAAGAUAUCCAUAGUGGAGUAAAAGAAACAGAAGCUUUUUUCCGUAAUUUAGCUUUAUGUCAUACUGUGAUGCCAGAAACUAAAAAAGAUGGUAGAUUAGAGUAUCAAGCUCAAUCCCCCGAUGAAGGUGCCUUGGUUUCCGCAGCUAGAAAUUUUGGUUUUGUUUUUAAGUCUCGAACACCAAGUACUAUUACUAUAGAAGUAAAUGGUGAAACAGAAAUAUAUGAACUGUUAUGUAUAUUGGAUUUUAAUAAUGUUCGUAAAAGAAUGUCUGUAAUAGUAAGAAAAGAUGGUAAAAUAACAUUAUAUUGUAAAGGGGCAGAUUCUAUUAUAUUUGAAAGAUUAGAUCCAAGCUGUUCUCAGUUAAAAGAGCUGACUUUAAGUCAUUUAAAUGAAUUUGCUCAAACUGGAUUAAGAACAUUAUGUUUAGCACAAAAAGAAUUACAACCAGAUGUUUAUAAUAAAUGGAAGGAGAAACACCAGGCUGCCAGUGUAACAUUAGACAAUCGAGAUGAUGCAUUAGAUGGUGUAUAUGAAGAAAUAGAGAAGAAUAUGAUAUUAGUUGGAGCUACAGCUAUAGAAGAUAAAUUACAAGAUGGUGUACCAGAAGCUAUAGCUAAUUUAGCUCUUGCUGGUAUUAAAAUCUGGGUUCUUACUGGAGAUAAACAAGAAACAGCGAUAAAUAUAGGAUAUUCAUGCCGUCUGCUUACGGAAGAAAUGGAAGAACCAUUUAUUAUAAGUGCUGAGUCAUGCGAGGAGGUACAGAAGGAAUUACAGACAGCUUUAGAUGAAGUAAAGAAAGCAAAGACUGCUGGUGCUGGUAGAAAUGAUGUUGGUGUUAUAAUAGCUAAUGGUGGUGGUGGACAAGCAGUGUAUAAUGGUACAAAUGGACACCUUCCUACUCAGCAAGAAGAAUAUGGAGACUUUGCUCUUGUUAUCAAUGGCCAUAGUUUAGUAUAUGCAUUGAAACCAGAGUUAGAGGGGUUAUUCCUGGAGUUAGGUUGUUCGUGUAAAGCUAUUAUAUGCUGUCGUGUCACACCCUUACAAAAAGCUUUGGUAGUGGAUUUAGUGAAACGAAGUAAAAAAUCUAUUACACUAGCAAUAGGUGAUGGGGCAAAUGAUGUCAGUAUGAUCAAGAUGGCUCAUAUAGGUGUUGGUAUCAGUGGACAGGAAGGUAUGCAGGCAGUAUUAGCAAGUGAUUACUCCAUGGCACAGUUUCGCUAUUUAGAGAGACUGUUGUUAGUACAUGGAAGAUGGUCUUACCUUCGAAUGUGUAAAUUUCUGCGAUAUUUUUUCUAUAAGAACUUUGCAUUUACAUUGUGCCAUUUCUGGUUUGCCUUUUUUUGUGGAUUUUCAGCUCAGACACUAUAUGAUCCAUAUUUUAUUUCACUAUAUAAUGUGUUCUAUACAUCAUUACCUGUCCUGGUACUUGGUAUGUUAGACCAGGAUGUAAAUGAUGACUAUUCCAUCCGAUAUCCUAAACUCUAUACACCUGGUUUACAAGAUGCAUUGUUUAAUAAACGAAAGUUUUUAUGGAGUGUUUGUGAAGGAGUAAUAUCCUCAUUAAUUAUGUUUUUUAUACCUUAUGGAGCAUUUCUCUAUACACAUGGUGUAUCAGGCUAUGAUUUAGCAGACAUGCAGUCAUUUGGUACUGUUGUAGCUGCCAUACUGGUUGUGGCUACCAAUUUAAGGUGUGCUUUAGAUACUUCAUAUUGGACAGGGUUCAACCACUUUGUGAUGUGGGGAAGCAUAAUCUACUACUUCUGUUUUAUUUUAGCAUUUUAUUCAGAAGGAAUAGGCUACUCUUAUGUUGGAGUAGCACUAUCUGUGUUUUCGUCUGCUAAUUUUUGGCUGUGUUUAUUGUUAACGUGUACAUUAUUGAUUGUACCGGUGGUAGCGUAUAGAUUCUAUACCUCAAACAUUAAUCCUACACUCUCUGACAAAGUUCGCUUAAGACAACGUAUCAAGAAGACCAAAUCAAGAUCAAGAGACCUCAAUUUUCGCAGACAGUCGACAAUGCGCAGAAGUACCCGUUCCAUGCGUUCAGGUUACGCAUUUGCUCACCAAGAGGGUUUUGGGGAGCUCAUCACAAGCGGAAUCAACAUGCGGGAAAGGGCUGAAGAUAAACAUAAAGAGCCUGUUACUCUUACAAAAAUUACACGGCAUGACAGCACUCGUCAGAAACCUCCACCAGUUGAGCCUAAUAGUAAUAUUGUAUUCGUGGAACACUUAUAAGAUUAGUGUUACAGACUAUGCAGCUGAUGACAAUGAUAGCCAGCUAUUGUGUUUUUAAUGAGCAGCACAUUCUUAUGUUAAACUAUACUAUAGACUAUACACAGUUUUAUCAUUAGAGCCAUCUUUGAAAAUAUUUGAAACUUUUUUUUAUUUUAUGACAAGUUUGUCACAUAUAUUAUAUAUAGAUAAAGAUAUAUUUAAUGCAUAUUAUAAUUGUUGAUUUUAAAAAUGUUAAAGCAUAAUUUUGUCCUUAAUUAUUAUCAUGUUUUUUUUUGUCUUUGUUUGUAAAUACUGUGGAUAGUUUUAGAUUUAUGUGGCCAUUUAUAAGUUAUUAUUUAGUCUGUGUCAAGAAUAACUAUCCAUUGUUACACAUUUUCCAAAUAUCAAUGAAAUGGUAUUUUAUACCAAGAAACCGGAUCAUUGUUUUAAUUUGCAUCAUUUUAUAGUGAGUGCUACUGACAGAAUUUCUAUCAGUCUUUUUGAAAUCCAUAAAUUAGAACUACCGUAUUUAGAACACUACAGUUGUUGUUUGGUACGUGGUCAAAAAUGCAAUGAUUUUUAUUGUAAAAAGUAAAAUUUAGCACAAAAAAAAUAAUAUUAAAAUCAAGUUCAAGAGAAAAUUUUACGGGUUUCAUUAGGGGAAAAUAAAAAAAAAAAUAGUCACUAAUGAUAUUUUUUAUGAAAGUGUGUACAUAAUGUUCACUACAUUUUAUGAAGAUUUUUGCUGUGAAUUGUUAUGUGAUAUAUGGUAAAAUGUAAAGAUGUUUUUUCUAUGCUUCAGAAUUUAGAAUUUAUUUUUCCUACAGGUCUUGUAUGGUAUGGUUGAAUUGUUUUAAACAACAGAUAUACCAUAAAAAGAGUUAUAUAAGUAUUUUUGGAAGUUGAUGUUUCUUUUUAAUUCUAUGUCUGUGAUGUUCCUGUGUUUCUGCUGAUGACCAAUAUAUUACUAUAAACAUUCAAUUUUACAGUUUUCAAGUCUUUUGAUAGGAUUCUUUAUAUACAUGUAUCAUUUUCAGAAUUCAUUUUAGACGAAAUCUUUCUGUAUCCAAAGAAUUGAAAAUUUGGAUACUUCUAAUCGACUAUGUUUUCAGAAUCUUUAGUAUGGUAAUAAGAAAGAGAAGAAAAUCAAAAUAGUGUAAUAUUUAGUUCUAUUUCCAUACAAAGGUUUUUAUGGCAUGUUUAAACAGAUUAUGAGAUCUGAUUUGAAAAAACAAACCGAAAAUAGAAAUUUUAAUUAUAAGUAAUUCUGACAACAAUGAUAACUGGAGAGCUAGUGGCUAACAGUGCUAAUCAAUCUAGUAGACAAGAAACUGGCUUAAUGUUUCCGCUUUAUGAUACAUAUUUUUACUUUGACACCAUUCCUUUUGUAUUGAAAUAAUUAGUUCACAGAGCAGAGAUUGAGACUACUCAUAGUUUAAAUAUAAAAGAUACAAUAAUAAGAGAUAAAGUUUGAAUUUGAGAAUUACUUAAUAAGUUGCAUGAUGAUAUAGAUUUUCUAUACAGUAAUAUGGUUUUCACAAUGAAAUGUUGACUGGGAAUCAACAUUUACAAUGAAAGUAGAUUAAUGCUAAUACCAAUUGAUACAUAUAUGUAUUGUGUUUUAAGUAUUAAUUUUUAAAAUCUUACAUGUCUUGAUGUAUACAUUCAUUUAACUACAUGUAUUACUAGGUUUUGUCUAAUCUUAUCAAUUUUUAAUUUGAGCUCAAUAUAUUAUUCUAGAUCAAGUAGAAGCUCAUUUACUUUUGUGAACUAGACUCAGGUAGAUGCUCUUAAACAAAUAUUAUUGAUGUCAAAUUAGUUAAAAUAAGUUUAUAUUAUCAUUACUGCUUUGCUUAAAUAAGGUUUAUAUACAUGAAAAGUUUUGUGGUUUUUGAGGAUAGUAAUUUUUGUCAAGUUCUUGUAUGCAUUGUCGUCCAUCGACCACUUUUUUUUUUAUGAUAGCCCAAUAUUCUAAAGUUUUAGAAAAUUUCAGGGAUUGUUCACAGGGUCAUAAGGAAAGACCCUAUCAAAAUUCAAGUACAGGAAAAAAUUGUUGAUGGAGUGUUUUAAGACUUGGUGGGAUUGUUCAUUAGGUUAAAACAAGAACCCUACUGAUUUUCAUAAAUUUUGAACACAUUUUGUCAAUUAAUAUUUAUAAUCAUACAGAACAAAGUUAUAAAUGGAAUUUAUACUUUUAAGCUUUAUAGAGAGUCAGUGAUAGAAAAUCCUGAACUUGUGGGAUUUGUUGAUAAAUAUUUGAGAUUUUGCUGGCGGUGGUUGUAUAAAGGCUCUGACAGACCACUCACCAUCUUUCUUACUAAUAGAGCAAUCCCAGAUAUAUUUUUAUGAACAAAUCUGGUUCAUUUGCAGUGAAAGAAUCUUCCAGACCUUUAUUCUAGUAUUGUUCAACUAUCUAAAGCUUUAUGAAACUUGUUCAAAAGAUACUUUCAGUUUACUCUAGCUAUUAAGCAAAUAGGGUGAGCAUUUACUAACAGCUCAAUAGUUUGCUUUGAAAUUUCCAGAGCAAAAAUAAAAGGCUAUAUCAUCAUAUUUGAUUUACAUACUUGAAGAUAUUUUUAUUCUUGGACUGCCGCUUUUAUUUUAAAGGUUUUGAAAAGUUCAUGUGUUAAAUAACAUUGUAGAGUCAUACAUCAAUUCAUUAUUUGAAAGAUUGCUAUAUAUUUCUUUAAAUGUUGUUUUAUAUAUAUACAAGUCAUUUUUUUUUCAAAUUAUGAUUCUUCUACAAGUGAAAGUGUAAAUACAAUCUGUAUAGUAAUUUGUUUAAACUCUUUAUAUUUUAAAUGUUUUAUCAGUGUUAUUCUUUAAGAUAACUUUUCCUCUCUAUGUAUAUGGUAUGUAAAAUAAUGUAUAUAAGGAAACAACCCAUGGAAUUUUAAUGUAUAAUUACCGGGUGUUGCCCCAUUUCUGGCUUGAGGGUAACAGAGUCUAUCUUUAUAAAUCACUAUGGCAGUUUCCAAAUAUAUACAUUAUCCUUGUCCACUAUUAAAGUUUCCAAAGAUGUACAUAUUCCUUAUUGCAAUGAAAGCUGUAUCAUCACACAGUGAAACAAAUGCUGUAAAGUGAUAAAAGUAAAUAUGAAUGGAACUAAAAAUGUUUCUGACCCUCAAGCCUGAAAAAUUAAGUAUAUAUUCUAUGCACCAAGGUUUUAAAUUAUUCCAUUACAUGUCCGUAAGUCACGUUAGAUAAUUUGCAAAAUUUAAAUUUGUAAGUGCAUUUGUUAAAAAUAUGUACAAAAAUUGAUAUAUAAAGUCCAAUUGUUUUGCCUUGGUAAGUCUGGUGUAAAUAUUUUGACAUCUACCAGAAAUUGCUGUUUUUUGUAAUUACAUAAAAUGUACUUUUAGUGUCGACAUUUGGUUUCUUAAAAUUUCCUAAACAGUUUGAUCAGUCAUAUGAUUUGCUAUUAUCAAUAGAUUUUCGUUAAUUAAGUUGAAAAUUUUUAAAAGUGAAAUUAUGGAAAAUAUCAUAUCAGUUGGAAAAAUGAGUUAAUUAAGCUUUAUAUUAUUGUGCUAUUAAAACAUAUCAACUUUCAUGUUCAUACAAUUAGGGAAUAGGCUUUAUUUCUCUUCUGUUACAUGUACAACUUCUAAUUUUUUAUUUUUUACACUUAUAAAGUUUGUUACAUGUGCAGUAGUAGAAAAUGUUAAGCAAUCAACGAGAAUAUUGAAAUGCUUAAACUAAUUACAUCAUUGUUCUAUUUCUAUAUCAUCAUCACAUGUGGUUGGCUUUUUUGACUUAAUUUUUGUCAUUUAUUAUAUUUUAGUGAUGGUUUCAAUUUAUUUAGUAGCUAUACUGGGAAAGUCAACUAUUCUUAUCAGAUUCUGAUUUCAAAAGAUGUUAAAAUUUAGCCAAAUAGUUUUAUUUAUGCAAAAAAUAUAGAAAUGUCAAAAUACAAAAUGCUUUUCUUUUGUUGAUCAAAAGAAAAUGUAGUUGUGAUAUACAUGUAUAUUAAAUGGAACGAAACCAUGCAGCAGUUAGCCACACAUUGGCGUUGCAUCUUUGAUUCUAAGCAACAUCAAUGGAUUCUAGUCUACCAUACAGUUGAAAUAGGGUUCAGGUAGGAUAGUGGAAGGUAAAAGUAUUUUCAAGAGCUGUGAUCUUUAAUGUUAAAUGAAAUGCUGUUAAGUGAAUUACCUCUGUAUAAUAUCUGAAUCCCAACAUUGUCAUAUAAUAUAAAUAUUUAACAAUGAGAUAUAGUUGAUAAUUACCAAGGACCACAUGACAAGACAAUGAUGUUAAUAAUAUGAUUUGACAUGUAUAUUAUUCAUCAUAAAUACUGUUUGCUACAGUUAAAAUAAACACUGCUGUUAAUGUUA
Patella vulgata (common limpet) is the source of this 8139-nucleotide messenger RNA. RefSeq names its product phospholipid-transporting ATPase ID. Gene Ontology annotation, biological process: phospholipid translocation; Golgi organization. NCBI's taxonomy places the organism in Eukaryota, Metazoa, Mollusca, Gastropoda, Patellidae. The record is from RefSeq and is a predicted model, not a curated record. The transcript has 25 exons. Bases 209 to 3826 code for a protein of 1205 amino acids. Gene Ontology annotation, cellular component: plasma membrane. Gene Ontology annotation, molecular function: ATP binding; ATPase-coupled intramembrane lipid carrier activity; ATP hydrolysis activity.